Molecule: messenger RNA, 1963 nt
Organism: Nematolebias whitei (Rio pearlfish)
Lineage: Eukaryota; Metazoa; Chordata; Actinopteri; Cyprinodontiformes; Rivulidae
Product: gastrula zinc finger protein XlCGF57.1-like
Exons: 1
Coding region: 11-1963 (650 amino acids)
Biological process (GO): regulation of transcription by RNA polymerase II
Cellular component (GO): nucleus
Molecular function (GO): DNA-binding transcription factor activity, RNA polymerase II-specific; RNA polymerase II cis-regulatory region sequence-specific DNA binding
Source: RefSeq, a predicted model, not a curated record
CUAACUCAACAUGGAGGAGACCAAUAUCAGGUUUUUGGUCUCUACAGUUCCUUUAAAGAGUGAGGAGGAUAAAAAAAAACAUUCCAGGAACCCAGAUUUAAAGACUCACAGUUCAAGCUCUUCAAAGACUGUCGUUAGUGAGGAUGAUGAAGAAGAUGGUGAAAUGACCAAUCCUGACUCUCUACUAAAGAACUCAUCAGACUCUGAAUCAGAACAUGAAGACAGUAUGAAAGACUGGAAGGAGAGCAGGGCUCCUGAAUCGGAGGUAAAAACUGUUAACAAAUCUUUGAGCUGCUUUGAGUGUGAUAAGCAGUAUGUCAGUAACCGGACUCUUCAAAAACAUAUGACAAGUCAUUCAGGAGUGAAGUCUUCAAGCUGUAUGCUUAAAAAGAAAUGUGUUGUAGAGAAGAAAAAUAUAGAGUCAUGCAGCAAAGUCCAGCCAAAGCCAAAAUCAAUAAGCUGUGAUGACUGUGGUAAAAUAUUUACUUUCAACUCACAUCUAAACACACACAUGAGAGUCAACACAGGAGACAAACCGUUUCCUUGUGAACAUAGAUUUAGGCAUAAGACAACUUUAAAAGCCCACAUGGGAGUCCACACAGGAGACAAACCGUUUACUUGUGAAGUUUGUGGACAAAGUCCUAAGACACAUUUAAACAGACACAUGAGAAUUCACACAGGAGAGAAACCAUUUCCUUGUGAGCUUUGUGGGCGAAGAUUUAGUCGGAAGACGACUUUAAAUUCCCACAUGAGGGUCCACACGGGAGACAAGCCGUUUACUUGUGGACUUUGUGGACAUAGAUUUAGUCGGAAGACCACUUUAAAAGCCCACAUGGGAGUCCACACAGGAGACAAACCGUUUUCUUGUGAAGUUUGUGGACAAAAAUUUUGUCGGAAGACAAAUUUAGACAGACACAUGAGAGUCCACACAGGAGAGAAACUUUUUCCUUGUGAACUUUGUGGACGACGAUUUAUUCAUAAGACACAUUUAGACACACACAUGAGAAUCCACACAGGCGACAAACCAUUUCUGUGCGAUCUUUGUGGACAAAGAUUUGGUCAGAAGGCAACUUUAAAGGAACACAUGAGAGUCCACACAGGAGACAAACCGUUUCCUUGUGAUCUUUGUGGACGCAGAUUUAGUCAUAAAACAACUUUGAACGAACACUUAAGAGUUCACACUGGAGACAAACCAUUUCCUUGUGAAGUUUGUGGACAAAGAUUUAGUCGGAAGACGCAUAUAAACACACACAUGAGAAUCCACACAGGAGACAAGCCGUUUCCUUGUGAUCUUUGUGGUCAAAGAUUUAGUCGGAAGACAUCUUUAAAUGAACACUUGAGAGUCCACACUGGAGACAAACCGUUUCCUUGUGAAGUUUGUGAACAAAGAUUUAGUCGGAAGACACAUUUAAAUACACAUAUGAGAGUCCACACAGGAGACAAACCGUUUCCUUGUGAUUUUUGUGGACAAAGAUUUAGUAGAAAGACUACUUUAAUUGAACACUUGAGAGUCCACACGGGGGAAAAACCCUUUCCUUGUGAAGUUUGUGGACAAAGAUUUAGUCAUAAGACACAUUUAAACAUGCACAUGAGAGUCCAUACAGGAGACAGACCGUUUCCUUGUGAACUUUGUGGACGUAGAUUUAGUCGGAAGACGACGUUAAACGAACACUUGAGAGUCCACACUGGAGACAAACCGUUUACUUGUGAAGUUUGUGGACAAAGGUUUAGUCGGAAAGCACAUUUAAAUGACCACUUGAGAGUCCAUACUGGAGACAAACCAUUUCCUUGUGAAGUUUGUGGACAUAGAUUUAGUCAGAAGACACAUUUAAACACACACAUGAGAGUCCACACUGGAGACAGACCGUUUCCUUGUGAAGUCUGUGGACAAAAAUUUAGCCUGAAGAAAAAUUUAGACAGACACAUGAGAAUCCACACAGGAGUGAAAACAUUCCUAUUGUAA